AUUUUUACACAUAAGAUGGUUUGUCCGUCUUCGCCCUUUUGUUGCCAGCCAUGGCAGUUCCCAAGCUGAUUUAUUCCCAGCUCCGCCGCAGUCGUACUUUCUCCGGCUUCCUCUCUCUCUCACCGGCGCGCGUCUCUCCCCUCCUUCCCUGCGGCGACGCCGGUCGCUACUCCACCCCUUCUCAACCUCCAAUCCCUCCCUACCGUCCCCCUCGCGCAUUUCCGGCUCCGAAUUCACACUCCGUUUGUCGACAUCUUCAUCACCGGAAUUUCUCCACUCGACCAGACGAGAGCUCCCAGUUUACAGACGAUCAUAUAACAGCAUCAACUUCGGAGCCCGAGCUUGCUGAUUUCGGACUGGAUGAUGCAAAAGGAGUAGUGCUUACUGAUGUUGUCAGUAGCGGAGAAGAGUCGAUUCUCCCCGUCCGAGCGCUGAUUUCACUGCUGGAUGGGUACCACGACGUCACUGGCUUGCCCUGGUGGAUCGUUAUUGCAUCGGCCACUCUGGUUAUGAGACUCGCGCUAUUCCCAUUACUCGUGCUGCAACUCAAGAAGCUGAAAACUAUCUCUGAAUUCUUCCCCAAAUUGCCGCCUCCUAUCCCACCACCUCUAUCAGGAAGGAGCUAUGUCGACCAAAUUUCUCUGUUCCGGAGAGAAAGGAAAGCUGCAGGCUGUCCAUCGUAUUUGUGGUUUCUUGCCUCCAUCUCCGUUCAGAUUCCAUGUUUUCUCUUGGCAGUAACUAGUAUUAGGAGAAUGUCUCUUGAUCAUCACCCCGGAUUCGAAUGUGGUGGUGCUUUAUGGUUCCAGAACUUGACUGAAUUUCCUCACGGUCCUUUAGGCUCUAUAUUUCCAAUAUUGAUUUCGGGUCUGCACUUUCUAAAUGUUCAGCUGGCUUUUGAAAAUUCGUCAGUACGGAAAAUGAGUGGGCCAUUGGGAUUGCUAGCAAAGUAUUACAAGCACUACUUGGAUUUUCUUGUAUUGCCUUUGCUUUACAUUGGUUACUGUAUACCUCAGGGAAGCCUGGUCUACUGGGUCACUAACAGUUCACUGAGCGCUAUCCAGGUUGGUGAACUGGUGUUCCUAUCGGAUACUUGGAUGUUUAUUCGGUUGAACGUUUGUUGAAUUACGUAAUGGAAUGAUCACACUUAGUGCGGGAGGACUUUGCUCUUCGAUAAGCGGAAUAUGCAUAAUUGUGGGCAUGUCUUUGACACUUUAAGGUUCUCAAUCAGGACAAGAUAGCACAAAGAUUUUAACAUCACUAUGCGUUAGAAAAUUGCAAUAACUCUUUAUCUGACACUUAUAUUUGGUGUUUCCUUCUUGCAAUACUAUUCUCCUUGUGGUGCCAGGUUUUGACAAAUCUUUGAAAUUUUUUUGCUGCCACAUCUUGCUGGUGUCUUAGUGACUCACUUGUGCAGCUAUUUAUGUAUUUUAUUUCUACUAUUUGGGGUUGCUAUGUAUCUCGAUCUUGGUGUCCGAAAAAGAUGAGUUUAUAGGAGGAUUUGUUAGUCAGUAAGCUAAAGAAAUUCUGCAGCAUUUCAUUCUCAGGAGUCCCAAGGCUCGAGCACGAUUGGGUCUACCAGAGAAGGAGUCUCCAGCUGCUGCUGCAAAUGUCACAGGAGUGGCUGCAUCAGAAACCCCAUCUUUGGACCCACCAAAAUGGCAAAAAGUUGUUCCUGAAAAUUUAUCCCCUGUGGAACUCCUUGGAAUUUCUGUCAAACUCAUAUCUAGUGGGCACACCGAAAGAGCAAUUCCUUUGUUAAGAGAGGCACUUGUAAAGGAUCCUGACUACAUAAGAGCUUUGGCUGUUUUGGGGCAGACUCUUCUACAGAAAGGAGAGUAUGCAGAGGCUGCUCAAUAUUUAGAGCGUGUUAUCUCCAAGAUUCUUGCUAAUGGGGUUCCCACAGAAGGAGAAGAGCUUGAUAUCUUUAUUCUUACUUCUCAGUGGGCUGGAAUUUCCAAUAUAGAGCAGGGGAAGCAUGCAGAAGGACUAGUCCAGCUGGAAAGAGUUGCGAAAUUGAAAGAGCCGGCAGAACCAAAGAGCAAAGUCCAUUACUUUGAUGGCUUGAUCAUACUUGCCAGUGCAUUAUACGACCGAGGCAGCAAAGCUGAAGCCGUAGCUUAUGCUCGUUUAGCCGCGGCUUAUAAUCCUGCGAAAUACAACAAGUUCUUGGAGAUGUGUGAGAAUGGAGAAGACAGUUUCGUCGUCGACCUGGUCGGCAGCCGGAGGCGAGACUACUGAAAUUAGCAUAUAAACCGGAACCCUGUACAGUACAGGCAAUUGUUUGUGGUCAAAAUUCAAAUCAAGUACCAGUGUAGACAGAGCAAUUAGGUUUAGGUUGAAGAAAGUCUCGAUAGUUGCAAACAAAAAAAUUUGUAGCGGUAGGCAGGGAGGAAUAUAAAUUAUGAAUCGUGUGUGACCAAUUUUGCUUCUUGUGUGUAUGGAUGAGUUUGGUUGGAAAAGGGUGUUUCACAAGCUAAAUGUUUGGUAUGUUUGGACCAGAUUUGGACUCCUACAUGGCUAGCUAUAGCUAGGUUUUAGAGGA
Linum tenue is the source of this 2542-nucleotide messenger RNA. NCBI's taxonomy places the organism in Eukaryota, Viridiplantae, Streptophyta, Magnoliopsida, Malpighiales, Linaceae. The record is from the annotation of a GenBank genome assembly.